This is a messenger RNA of Rotaria sp. Silwood1, 735 nucleotides long. NCBI's taxonomy places the organism in Eukaryota, Metazoa, Rotifera, Eurotatoria, Philodinida, Philodinidae. The record is from the annotation of a GenBank genome assembly.
AUGGAUUCAAGUAAAAAAUUAUGUGUACAACAUAAUAAUACAAACAGUGGUUCAUCAUCUGAUGAAGGUGAUACAACAAAUGAUUCAAAUGGAAAUGAUACAAAACGAAAAAAACGACGAAAUCGUACAACAUUUACAUCAUUUCAACUUGAAGAAAUGGAACGUGUCUUUCAAAAGACUCAUUAUCCAGAUGUUUAUGUACGCGAACAACUUGCUCUUCGAUGUGAUUUGACGGAAGCACGAGUACAGGUUUGGUUUCAAAAUCGACGUGCUAAAUGGCGUAAACGUGAACGAUAUACAAAUGCACCUCAAAUACGUUCAUUAACGGUACCUACAACAAAUCCCUAUGAUAUCUCAUUGAUUUCAGCUGCAAGCAGUCAAUAUCCAUCGUUAGCAGCUAGUAAUGGUUGGUGUUCAUCAUCAACAGCAUCAUUAGGUCAUGUUCCUCUUCGAGAUCAUCAUCAACAACAACAAUCUCAACAACAAACAGGAUCACCAUGUCAAACUCUUUCAUCAUCUCCGUCCAUGAUGAUGUCAAGUGCAAUACCAAAUUUUAUGGGUAUGCCUUAUGCAUUUCCACCACCACCGCCACAACAACAAACAUCUCAUUCAACAAAUAACUUCAAUCCAUGUCCAUAUACUGGAUAUAAUCUUAAUCCUGAUCAUCGAAGUACCUCAAUUGCUGCAUUACGUCUGAAAGCUCGUGAACAUAGUGUAGCACUGGGUGGCAUGUAA